This is a messenger RNA of Saccostrea cuccullata (small rock oyster), 891 nucleotides long. Its product is annotated as G2/M phase-specific E3 ubiquitin-protein ligase-like. The transcript has 5 exons. The record is from RefSeq and is a predicted model, not a curated record. NCBI's taxonomy places the organism in Eukaryota, Metazoa, Mollusca, Bivalvia, Ostreida, Ostreidae. Bases 1 to 891 code for a protein of 296 amino acids. Gene Ontology annotation, molecular function: ubiquitin-protein transferase activity.
AUGGAUGCACUACAGAACAGCACUUUGUUCGAAGGUCCCACGACGUCCAGGAUUCUUACCUUGAAUAGCCAUGCUAUACAACGGGACAAAUAUUAUCUGGCUGGUGUUAUGGUUGCCAUUGAUCUAGUACAUGGAGGUCCACCUCCAAUGUUUUUUUCAAAACUAUUGUUCGAUAUGCUAGUGUUUGGUCCGGAAAAUGUACAUCCUACGAUUGAGGAUAUCCCCGAAUCUGAAUUCAAACAAUCACUCAACUCGAUACUGCAAGCAGAUACGCUGAAAAAUUUAAGAAGUUCAAUGGAAGCCAACAGCAGCACUUUGACUUUAGCGGGAUGUUUCCACCACGUACGAUCGAUCGAGGACAAAGUGCCACUAAUCAGAGAUAUGAUCAAAUGGUACUGUCUUGAGAGGACACGUACGGCAUUUGACAGAUUUAAGUCUGGAUUACAAACCCUGGGUGUGCUGGCCACCAUUCAGUCAUAUCCAGAGAGUUUUAGAGAUUGCCUAAUGUUCACCAACAUCAAACUGACGGCGAUAUCGAUGGAGGAUAUUUUCCGUCCAUGUGUCAGUCCCACCGGAAGUAACCGGAGAACAGUCGAGGACAGACUGGUUGGAUAUUGGCGGGACUUUUUACAAGAUGCAGAGGAGGGAGCCACUGUGGUGACUUUGGAGCACUUAUUGAUUUUUGCAACUGGAACAAACAGAGUGCCGCCACUCGGACUCAGUCCUUCUCCUGUUCUGUCGUUUCUACACGAAGAGGAGGGGGGAGGAAAGUUCCCCAUUGCUAAUACCUGUGGGAAUGAAUUGAAAAUUCCAAUUCAUCCAUCUUUUGAAAUGUUCAAGGAAAAUAUGGAAUUCGGAAUUUUAAAUGCCCCAAAUUUUGGUCGAGCAUAG